UAGUGGCCAAACUUCAGUCGGUGCUCAUGUACACCUAUGCUUGAAGCGGGAGACUGCCUAAUCUAUUAAUAAUCUUCAUGAGCCAAGGAUGAAUAGAGCAGAGAUAUAAAUAAGUAAAAGCAAGUUCUCGGUUAAUGAAACUUCUACCAUUAGUGUUUUAGUGUAUCUACUGAAAGUGCUCUUGCUUUUUUUUUUUAAUUCUCAUUUGUAGCAAAUUGUUUAUAAAUAAUUGUAAAUGGACAAUCCUGACACUGUGAAAAUUCUGCGUUUCAUAGAUAAAUUAAGUAGACACAAGAUGUUAUUCAAUAUGUUUUUUGCAUUGCUUUGCAUCAGUGUAUGUCUUAGGGGUGUAGUGGAAGCUUCUGUUUCAGUAACAGAAGUUCACGCUGGAAACCUAGCUGAAUUACCAUGCUUAAGCAGUGAUGAUAAUCAUAGAUUUAUGUUUUGGCAAGUUACUGAUGAUGUAAUUAUUGGCCCUGGAAACGCUUUAGAUGAAAGUAAAUAUAAUUAUGAAGUUCUGACUGGAAAAUUAAUGAUAAAGGGUGUGUCAACAGCUGAAGCUGGUUUUUAUAAAUGUGUAGCAAGAGGUAUAGAAGAUAAUUCAGCGAUCAAAAUUCAUGUCGUUGAAUUGAUUGUGCGCAAUCCUCAAAGUCUGAAAGCAAGCUCUUUUGAGACUAAUUUAUUACUAGGUUUGUUUGUAGUUAUGAUUCUCUUUGUGGGAAUAGCCAUAACACUUCUAGUUAUUAUGAUGAAAAAGAGAAGAUCUCAAAAUGUAUUUGGAGUGAUGGAGGAAUCUAGAGAAAAUUCUCCUGCAAAAUACAUACCUAAUAUAAGUGCACCCUUAGGUCCAUCAAGAUCAUUGGAAUCUACUGGAGGCAUUGAUAACAUGGGCUUGGAAGUUGACUUUUCAAAAGCCUUUCCUCCUUCGUCAAAAAGUCCAAAUUUACCUUUAUGAGUGAAUUCAUAAAUGUAACUAAUAUUCAAGUCAAGAACAUGAUAUUUUUUUACAUUAAAUAUUAAACUUUUAAAAGUGAAUUUUUAAUCAAAACUUGUUUUGUACAUAUAAUAUUAGAUGUAAAUGUUGCUGGGAAAAUUUUGUACAAAAAGACGCUCAACUAAGUUAAAAUUUUCUAAAAAGUUAAUUAAUUAUUGUAAAUAUUUUCAAGAAAUGAUACUGUAGUGUUAGAACUGUAAAAUAAACUAAUAAAUCGUAGAGAAAGGAUAGCAUCUUACUGGUA
Trichogramma pretiosum is the source of this 1238-nucleotide messenger RNA. RefSeq lists its product as uncharacterized. Lineage: Eukaryota; Metazoa; Arthropoda; Insecta; Hymenoptera; Trichogrammatidae. The transcript is spliced from 5 exons. Bases 236 to 955 code for a protein of 239 amino acids. The record is from RefSeq and is a predicted model, not a curated record.